GUGAACCGCGGCCCAGUGAGGGUUCCGCAAUCUCAAGCCAAGCACGCUUCUGUUUGAUACUCUACAACUAUAUAUAUAUAUAUAUAUUAUAUCUCCGUCGAAUCAUCGGUUUGGUCUUCUUCGAUUAGGUUAUCCCAUCGUCAGUUAUUAAGGUUCUGUUUCAUUCUCAAGCUAAGUCAGAAAUUAGACUUUCUAGGGUUUGGGGUUCUUACUCAACUCACUAUAUCGGAGCAAUUUCACAUACCAGAAUGGGAGAGACUGGGAAACGAUCUCGCUCACACAGGGACCAUGAUGGGGAUAACAAGAACCAAAAGAAACGGGCAACUGGUAGAGAUGAAAAAGGUAACGAUGAAUUGAUAGUUUAUAGGAUACUAUGCCCAGAUGGGCUUAUUGGUAGUGUGAUUGGAAAGAGCGGAAAAGUGAUAAAUUCAAUAAGGCAAGAGUCGAGAGCCAAGAUCAGAGUGGUGGAUCCUUUUCCCGGUUCUAAAGAUAGGGUCAUUACUAUCUACUGCUAUGUUAAGGACAAGGAGGAAGUUGAGGUCGAUGAGGAAUUUGAUGAUAAGGGGCCUCUCUGCCCGGCUCAGGACGCUCUUCUGAAGGUGCAUGCAGCAAUUUCCAAUGCAGGUGCUUCUGUCGGGGAUUCUGACAAGAAGCGUAAAGAUAAGGAGGAGUGUCAAAUUCUUGUCCCAUCUAGCCAGUCGGCAAAUAUUAUUGGGAAGUCUGGGGCUACAAUAAAGAAAUUGAGAAGCAAGACAAGGACAAACAUUAAGGUUACUGCAAAGGAUGCAAGCGAUCCCACUCAUUCUUGUGCUAUGGAUUUUGACAAUUUUGUUCAGAUAUCGGGUGAUCCGGAAUCAGUGAAGAUGGCUUUGUUUGCAGUUUCUGCAAUUAUGUACAAGUUCACCCCAAAGGAAGUGAUUCCUCUAGAUACAACUGUACCAGAAGCCCCUCCGAGCAUCAUUAUUCCUUCUGAUGUUCCUAUUUAUCCUGGUGGUGGGCUUUAUCCAAGUGUUGAUCCUAUGGUCCCUUCUAGAUCUGUUCCUUCCAUCCUAGGUGCCACACAUGUACAGGAACUUCCAGGUUAUGCUGAUGCAGGGAGCACAUGGCCAAUUUAUUCAUCAGCACUGCCUGUGGUUUCUGGUUAUGGCGGUGCUUCCCGAUCAGAGGAGUUAAUUAUAAGAGUUUUGUGUCCCUUUGAUAAGAUUGGUCGUGUUAUUGGCAAGGGAGGGAGUUCAAUCAAAAGUGUAAGGCAAGCUAGCGGUGCUCGUGUCGAGGUUGAUGAUAAAAGGGAAGAUCGUGAUGAGUGUAUAAUUACUGUUAACUCAACAGAGUCUCUGGAUGACCUGAAGUCCAUGGCAGUUGAAGCUGUUCUAUUGCUACAAGGGAAGAUAAAUGACGAUGAUGAUGACACUGUAAACAUCCGUCUCCUUGUUCCAUCUAAAGUUAUUGGGUGUAUUAUUGGAAAAAGCGGUUCAAUCAUUAAUGAAAUCCGGAAGAGAACUAAAGCUGAUGUCCGCAUCUCCAAAGGCGAUAAGCCUAAGUGUGCUGAUGUCAAUGAUGAACUGGUUGAGGUGAUUGGAGAAGUUGGUAGUGUGAGGGAUGCACUUAUUCAGAUUGUUUUGAGGCUCCGUGAUGAUGUCUUAAAAGAUAGGGAAAGUGGUCGUAACCCUUCUGCAGGUGCUGAUUCUCUGUAUUCUGGUGCUAGUGGUCUUUCAUUACCUCCUGUUUUACCGAGUGUUCCCCCUGUUGCUCGAAUGGGAUAUGAGCAGAGGGCUGAAACUGGCAGUGGCCUGGGUAUGGUUUCUUCAGGCAGCCUCUAUGGAUAUGAAUCUUUAUCGAUGGGUGAGAACGACUAUGGAUCUCUGUCCUCAUAUUCGUCAAAGCUGUAUGGAGGAUUGCCUCCUCCCUCGUCUCUUGAGAUUGUGGUUCCUGCACAUGCUGUCGGUAAAGUAAUGGGUAAAGGUGGGGCAAAUAUUGCAAACAUCCGCAAGAUAUCUGGAGCAGCCAUAGAGAUCUCUGAUUCCAAAUCUUCCCGGGGUGAUCGAGUGGCUCUAAUAUCUGGCACACCUGAGCAGAAGCGUGCAGCUGAGAACUUGAUUCAGGCGUUUAUAAUGGCCACCUAAGUACGAUGCUGCUUCCUGGUGUUUGAAGGUGAACCUAGCUUAAACCUUGUGGCCCUCCUCAAAUGUUUCUCUCUAUAGUUCCGCUAGGUUUUGUCAUGGAGAGGGCUUCAUUAUCUAGGCUUCUUCUGCUGGACUCUUGUUUCUUCCCCAACAGUUUCUGUAAAGAUUAUGCUGGAAGACUCACUGCUAGCUCUAUUUUUCAGGGGAUAUAGGUUCUGUCAGUGUUGCUUAAUCUAUUCUUCCUCUGCGGUUGUCAUAGAACUUAAUAGGAUCUUUUCUUUCCUUUCGUAGUGUUUAUCGAUCCUUAUCCUGGGUUAGUGUGGUUUCCAUCUUAUUUCCAUUGUUACUAUGCUCUAUAAAUGAUUUCCUACCAGAGUUUUUUCAGUAA
This is a messenger RNA of Cornus florida, 2511 nucleotides long. RefSeq names its product KH domain-containing protein At4g18375. Gene Ontology annotation, biological process: regulation of gene expression. The transcript is spliced from 9 exons. NCBI's taxonomy places the organism in Eukaryota, Viridiplantae, Streptophyta, Magnoliopsida, Cornales, Cornaceae. Gene Ontology annotation, molecular function: mRNA binding. Bases 249 to 2123 code for a protein of 624 amino acids. The record is from RefSeq and is a predicted model, not a curated record. Gene Ontology annotation, cellular component: cytoplasm; nucleus.